Molecule: messenger RNA, 712 nt
Organism: Psammomys obesus (fat sand rat)
Lineage: Eukaryota; Metazoa; Chordata; Mammalia; Rodentia; Muridae
Product: protein transport protein Sec61 subunit gamma
Exons: 1
Coding region: 358-564 (68 amino acids)
Biological process (GO): protein targeting; post-translational protein targeting to membrane, translocation
Cellular component (GO): Ssh1 translocon complex; membrane
Molecular function (GO): transmembrane protein transporter activity
Source: RefSeq, a predicted model, not a curated record
GGACUCCACAAUCCAGACGCUUCCCUUCCGAGCUCCUUUCUGUCCAUUCUUCUGUAAUGUUCUGUUGUUAACAUACAAAAUCAGCAGGUAGGUUCAUGUCAGCCUUACCAUGUCAUCAUAUGUACAUGCAUAAUAAAACAUGCAGGUUUUAUGUGUAUCAGUUAAGUUUUAGCAUCUGGGUGGCUGUGUUUAGCCACCACGCCAGUGAGACAGACCAGGCACUCCCCAACUCUUCAAAGCUAAUCUGCUCAGCUCAGGCACUACUGAUACAGAUCCCUGACACAGAUUUGAUUACUCCUGGGUUGUUUAAAAAUUACACACCGGGUCUAUUCUCUCUCAAACCGCCGUCCGUCAAUCAUGGAUCAGGUAAUGCAGUUUGUUGAGCCAAGUCGGCAGUUUGUAAAGGACUCAAUUCGGCUGGUUGAAAGAUGCACCAAACCUGACAGAAAAGAAUUCCAGAAGAUUGCCAUGGCCACACCAAUAGGAUUUGCUAUCAUGGGAUUCAUUGGCUUCUUCGUGAAACUGAUCCAUAUCCCUAUUAAUAACAUUAUUGUGGGUGGCUGAGUCCUUUCUCAUCAUGGGAACUACUAAACUAAUGAGAGUGUGAUGAGCUCAUGAAGUAAAAAGCUGCCUGUGCUUUGUGUUUUUCUUUCCUUUCCUCUUCCCCAUGAGGUUUUCUAUUUCUAAAUUAAAAUAAUUUCAAAAUAAUAAA